Molecule: messenger RNA, 555 nt
Organism: Danaus plexippus (monarch butterfly)
Lineage: Eukaryota; Metazoa; Arthropoda; Insecta; Lepidoptera; Nymphalidae
Product: nematocyst expressed protein 4-like
Exons: 2
Coding region: 1-555 (184 amino acids)
Source: RefSeq, a predicted model, not a curated record
AUGGCUCACAUGCUAAACUCGUUUUACACACCGUUACCGAAUUCACCACCGAUGCCGGUCCCGAUACCGGUUGCAACGGAUUAUCCGAACCCGUUCGAUGUGAACCCAUAUCAGUAUACUUCACCCAGUAUUCAGUACGGCUCACCGGCUUUCUACAGUCCGCAAAUGUUUCCGAAACCAGCUAUGAAGCCGUACUAUAACUCGCAGCCAAAGGAAUAUCCGGUUAUCAAUUGGGGAAAUUUUUACGAGAAUUAUCCCGUUUAUCCCGAUUUCGAACGUCCACAAUUUAGUCCACCGAUGACGUAUCCGACCGCUCCCCCGCCGUACGCUCCGACUCCAUACUCACCUCCUUGCACUCCCAAUCCCCCCAUCCCCUCUUAUCCAUCAUGGGAAUAUCCUGCUACCCCCGAAUAUUCAUACAGCUAUCCCACGUAUCCUCCUCCUCCCUCUCAAUUCACCCAGUACACGUUACCCUCGCCUCCACCAGCGUCAUACCCCUCGCCUUUGUACCACAGAUACGCGGAGAUCGGCCCACCAGUCCCUUAUAUAUACUAA